Letharia lupina is the source of this 156-nucleotide messenger RNA. RefSeq lists its product as uncharacterized. NCBI's taxonomy places the organism in Eukaryota, Fungi, Ascomycota, Lecanoromycetes, Lecanorales, Parmeliaceae. Bases 1 to 156 code for a protein of 51 amino acids. The transcript has 2 exons. The record is from RefSeq and is a predicted model, not a curated record.
AUGCCUAGCAGAGUUCAUAAGGACGGUCGACGGGACGAUGAAGCACUGAGGGAAGUCCUUGCCGUCGAUGCUAAGAAUGAUGGAAUGAGGAUUUAUAGGAUCACAUUAGUAAGGACUUUGCCAAGGCUAUCCGAUGUUACUACGAAUGCAUCAUGA